Arachis duranensis is the source of this 2892-nucleotide messenger RNA. RefSeq lists its product as uncharacterized. Gene Ontology annotation, molecular function: ATP binding; protein binding; protein kinase activity. The record is from RefSeq and is a predicted model, not a curated record. Gene Ontology annotation, biological process: protein phosphorylation. NCBI's taxonomy places the organism in Eukaryota, Viridiplantae, Streptophyta, Magnoliopsida, Fabales, Fabaceae. The transcript is spliced from 7 exons. The coding region runs from base 13 to 2499 and encodes 828 amino acids.
ACUCCGCCGGCGAUGGAAGUGCCGGAGUGCCCGGUGUGCCUCGAACGCUACGACAACCAAGUUUCCAUCCCUAGGGUCCUAUCUUGCGGUCACUCCGUCUGCGAAGCAUGCCUCGUGGAGCUUCCGCUGCGGUUCCCGAACACGAUUCGGUGCCCGGCGUGUACACAGCUCGUUAAGUACUCUUCAGAGCAAGGACCUUCGUCUCUUCCAAAGAACAUCGACCUUCUCAGGCUUUGCCUCUCUUCAUCAUCUUCUUCUUCUUCGCGAUCGGUGAAACCGACUCAACGGUCAACGAUCGACGGUUGUGAUGAUCGGUCUGUAAUUCGAGAUCGGUUCUGGUCCGACGAGUUCUAUGCCAAGUGGAAGGACUGGAUUCUCCCGCACGACGCAGUUUCGGUGGAGUCCCGACCUGAACCCGAAUCCGAACCCAGCGGGUUUGUGUUGCGAGGGCAAUUUGGUUCGAGUUCUUCGUUGAAGGGUAGGGUUAGUGUUUGUUCUCGAAAUAGCAAGUGUUUGAGCCUUGUUCCUGUUUUUUCUUUACCUCGUGUUUUGAAUUGUUCGAAGUUUAAGUUCAGUUAUGCUGCGAGGAUUAUGGAAUGUUUGGUGGGGAUGAAGGAGGCUGUGAGGGAGGAGUUAGCUUUGAUUCUAGAAGCUUCUGUGAGGCAGGGCAGGGUUUUUAGGGUUUAUGGGUUGUGGAGUGAAGUGGAGGUAGUGGAUGGGUCAUUGUACCUGGUGUGUGAGAGGCACAAUGGUGGUAGCAUUUUGCAGAAGUUUGGUGAAUUGAAGAAUGGGUUCCUUGGUUUGGGAUUGGAAGAUAAAAAAGAUGGGAUUUUAAGCUUUGCUGUGAUUGGGAAGAGUGUGUGUGAUUCUAUGCUGGCUUUGCAUUUGGAAGGUUUGGCUGCUGGUUGUUUAGGACCUUCGUGCUUUGCUUUCGAUGAGCUUGGUGGUGUUUGUGUUGAUUUGAAUGAGGUUUUGGUUAUGAGAAGGAAGACUGUGUAUAGUUUUUCUGGUGGCAACAAGGUUAGGCAGAAAGACGAGGGAUUGUUUAAGGGUUGUUUAAAAACUGAGCUUUUUUUAUGCCCUGAGGUUUUGUUUCGAUUACUGCAGAAGGAUGCUGCUGUUAAUCCGGAGGAUGAGCAUUCCAGAUAUCCGUUCGGGUAUGGCUCAGAUGUGUGGUCAUUGGCUUGUGUGCUGUUGUGGCUUCUCAUUGGAGAUGCACUCCCUCAGAUUCCCUUUGAAAUGAGUGAAGAGAAUGGCUUUGACUUAUCAGCUAGUUAUGUUUGUUGGGUGGAGAAAGUUAGUUCUGUUUUGGAAGACAAACUUGGCUCUGAAUAUCCGUCAUUGAGGGGGACACUUUGCAAAUGUUUGGACAUGAAUCCGGGAAACCGCAUGAGUGUGGUGGAUGUGCGGAAGUGCAUUCAGGAUAUGUUACUCAAACCUGAAUUCGAUUUUCUGGAAAACUUGGAGGUCAUGGUUAAUCGGAGCAGCACUGGUUGCUGCUUGGUUCUUGAUGAGUUGAAUGAAAAAGAAGACAAUGGGCCACCAGAUGUUGUUGAUGGGGAAGAGAAACCCGAUGCAGAUUUGGUUGCUAGCUUAUCUAAGGGAAUGGCUGAACUUAAAGAUCUGCGAGGACAUCUGGAUUGUAUCUCUGGAUUAGCAAUUGGCGGGGGAUAUCUGUUUAGCUCUUCGUUUGAUAAAACUGUCAAAGUAUGGUCGUUGCUGGACUUUUCUGUUUCACACACGUUUAAAGGUCAUGAGGAUAAAGUCAUGGCUAUAGUUUAUGUAGAUGAUAAAGAACCAUUGUGUGUAAGUGGUGAUAAUGGAGGGGGCAUAUUUGUCUGGGGACUUUCUGCUCCUCUCAGGCAAGACCCCUUAAGGAAAUGGUAUGAGCAGAAGGAUUGGCGCUUCAGUGGUAUCCAUUCGUUAACUGUUUCAGCAAGUCGUUGUCUCUACACCGGAAGUGGAGAUAGAACAAUAAAAGGUUGGUUGUUAAAGGAUGGAACUUUGAUGUGCACAAUGACUGGUCAUAGGUCUGUAGUUUCCACUCUUGUAGUGUGUGAUGAGGUUCUUUACAGUGGUAGUUGGGAUGGAACCAUUCGGUUGUGGAGUCUUAGCGAUCACAGCCCAUUGACAGUGCUAGGGGAAGGUAUGCCUGGAGAAAUGAAGUCUAUCCUAGCUAUUACUGUUGAUAGACAUUUGCUUGUUGCGGCGUAUGAGAACGGCUGCAUAAAGGUAUGGAGAAAUGAUGUGUUCAUGAGUUCCAAAUCAUUACAUAAUGGUGCCAUUUUUGCUAUGAGCAUGCAAGGGCAAUGCCUUUAUACAGGUGGCUGGGACAAAAAUAUAAAUAUACAGGAAUUAGCUGGAGAUGACGAAUUGGAAGUCAGAGCAUUCGGUACCAUUUCUUGCAGUUCUGUUGUAACGGCUAUUUUAAGCUGUCAAGGAAAACUUUUUGUUGGAUAUGCUGACAAGUCUAUCAAGGUUUAUCGUGGUAAAUGGUAAUAUAUCCACCACGUGCAUCUAUUCAAGUUGGAGAGCUCAAGUUUCAGCCGAAUAUCUUUUAUUUUCACAAAUGAUGCAUCAUCAAUGAUGUGAUGCUCAGGAUCUGAGUAAUUCUUGAACGCUGUUGUAUACUUACUGUACAGCUUAUAGGUUUGUACAUAAAUUUGAUUGGAAAUUAUUACCCUGCAAGUGUGGAGUUAUAUUACGAACAUGUGUGUCACGAACGCAAAGUGGAGAGUAUUGGUAAUUUUACUUUUUUAGUAUGUUAUCAUUUUUUGUGACCAAGUAGGCUACCAUGUAAUUUACAUGAUAUUAUCUUAGUUUCAAGAGGUUUUUCAAAGGAACAUGAUUUGAAAAACUACUAAAGUGUUGGGGUUUGAAUCCCGUUAUGUA